Molecule: messenger RNA, 1425 nt
Organism: Nematocida parisii ERTm1
Lineage: Eukaryota; Fungi; Microsporidia
Exons: 1
Coding region: 1-1425 (474 amino acids)
Biological process (GO): spliceosomal complex disassembly
Cellular component (GO): intracellular anatomical structure; catalytic step 2 spliceosome
Molecular function (GO): ATP binding; RNA binding
Source: RefSeq, a predicted model, not a curated record
AUGGACAUAAAUCAAUUAGAAAGUAUUCUUAAUAAAGAAAAAGAGAAAGAACUUAUUACACAAUGUCCAGUUAAUAAUGUAUUCUACGGAACACUUUUAGAUCAAUCAUGCAUAAAUAUUGAUAAAGUACAAAAUAAAUACAGAAAGUACUUACAACCCAUUGUACAGGAAGUCAUGCACCCAAGCACAGCACAAAUACAACCAAAACAACCAGAACCCACAGCAAUAAACAACCACAAACAGGAAAUCCUGCAGGCAUUAAAGGAGUCUAACAUCAUAAUCAUCACAGGAGGCACCGGAUCCGGCAAAUCCACACAAGUUCCAAAAAUACUCCAAGAAAUCUCCCAAAACGGCAAUUUAAUCGGCUGCACACAGCCCAGAAGGACCCCGGCCGUGACAAUCGCAGAGAGAAUGCAGCAAGAACUCUCAAAACAAGAAAUUGGAUACGCUAUAAGAUUUAAUACACAAUGUGGCAAAAGUAUUAAAUACAUGACCGAGGGAAUUCUUCUCAGAGAAAUUCUAAAUAAUCCAAGACUUAUAAGGUAUUCAUCCAUAAUUCUUGAUGAAGUCCAUGAAAGGACACUCGAAUCAACCCUCCUCCUGAAAUAUUUGCUCACCCUCGCCAGGGACCGGAUAGAUUUAAAACUGGUCAUUAUGACAGCCACACUGGACAAAUCCUUAAUACAAGAGAUAGGAAUAUGCCCAAUAAUUAAUGUACAUUGUGUAAAAUAUCCUGUUAAAAUUCACUUCCUGAAAAAGCCAUCCGACGAUUACAUACGCGACAUUGUGCAGAAAGUAAUGCACCUCGCAAAAAAACAGAAAAAUAUUUUGGUCUUCCUGACAGGCAAAAAUGACUUAAACAUAGUACACAAUGUGUUAAAAGUACUGCACAUAAACUUAAAAUUAUUUACACUCCACGCACAGAUUCCAUUACUUAAUCAACUAUAUGUAAUAAAUUAUGGUAACCCUAAAUGUAUCCUGACCACUAAUAUUGCAGACACCUCCAUAACCAUCCCAGAUAUAAAAUACGUUAUAGACUGCGGUAUGUAUAAAAUUAAGUGCACCACAGAUAUAAACACGAUUAAAGUGGUGCCCACCCAGAAGGCACAGGCAAUUCAAAGGGCAGGCAGGACGGGCAGGACGUGCACUGGGCAUGUGUACAGGAUGUAUACACGCACUGCUUAUAAGACACUGCAUGACAGCAUAAGCCGGGUGGCCUAUGAGGACGUGGAGUACUUCAGCCUGAUGUGUAUUAGACUAAAUAUAACGGUAGAUCAUGAAAAAGUGAGGGGUAUGAUGAAGGUGUUGGAGAAGUAUAAAGUGGUGGAGGAGUAUAAAAAAAAAGACGGGGUGGGUGUGGGGGAGUACGGGUUAUUACAGGACUGUGAAAUAAAAAAAACAGGGUUAGUAAUGGGUAUAGAAUAA